Messenger RNA from Selaginella moellendorffii, 1866 nucleotides. RefSeq names its product CTP synthase. NCBI's taxonomy places the organism in Eukaryota, Viridiplantae, Streptophyta, Lycopodiopsida, Selaginellales, Selaginellaceae. Gene Ontology annotation, molecular function: CTP synthase activity; identical protein binding. Bases 96 to 1775 code for a protein of 559 amino acids. The record is from RefSeq and is a predicted model, not a curated record. Gene Ontology annotation, biological process: CTP biosynthetic process; pyrimidine nucleobase biosynthetic process. The transcript has 18 exons.
GUUCUUCGAGCGGUAUUGGAAUCCAAUUUUUUUUUUCUGCGGGCUACCAUUCUCAAACUUUUCAAGCUGUGGUGGAAGGGUUUAGGGUUUAUACGAUGAAGUACGUGGUGGUAACCGGCGGGGUUGUGAGUGGCCUGGGCAAAGGCAUCACCGCCAGCAGCAUUGGAGUCCUCCUCCAAGCUUGCGGCUUGCGUGUUACUGCCAUCAAAAUUGAUCCAUACCUUAAUGUGGACGCUGGAACAAUGUCGCCCUUUGAGCACGGAGAAGUGUUCGUGCUUGACGAUGGUGGUGAGGUCGACUUGGAUCUCGGGAACUACGAGCGCUUCCUGGACAUCACUUUGACGAGAGAUAACAACAUCACUACAGGGAAGAUCUAUCAGUCUGUUUUUGAUAGGGAAAGGAGGGGUGACUACCUGGGAAAGACUGUUCAAGCCAUUCCUCACGUCACCAAUGAGAUACACGAUUGGAUCCAACGCGUUUCCAAAGUUUCUGUCGACGGGAAGGAGGGUGAAGCGGAUGUGUGUUUGAUCGAGCUUGGAGGCACUGUUUGUGACAUGGAGUCAGAAGCUUUCUUUCGAGCUCUGAGCGACUUUGAGUUCCGUCUGGGACGAGAGAACUUUUGCCUCGUUCAUGUCAGCCUUGUUCCUGUUCUUGGAGUCGUGGGCGAACAGAAGACGAAGCCCACACAGCACAGCGUCCAAGCGCUUCGAGCCUUGGGAUUAACACCCACACUACUUGCUUGCAGGAGUGCCAAACCAUUGGAAAAGAGUACUAGGGAGAAACUUGCGCUCUUUUGUCAUGUCCCGGCUCAUCACAUCUUCGGCAUCCACGACGUCUCCAACAUUUGGCAUGUCCCGCUUUUGCUCCGAGAUCAAAAUGUUCAUCUUGCUAUACUAGAAAGACUAAACCUCAGCACCGCAUCACAGCCAGAACUAUCACAAUGGGAGCAAAGAGCCCAGCGACUCGAUACACUUUCUUCUGUAAUAAGAAUUGGAAUGGUUGGGAAGUACACAGGCCUCGCUGAUUCCUACCUCUCCGUGAUCAAGGCGCUCCAACAUGCAGCAUUCUCGUGCGAGAAAAAGCUGGAGAUUGAAUGGGUCGCAUCGUCAGACCUGGAAGACGAUGCCUCGCAAAGUCUACGCACUGCCGCAUGGACCAAGCUAAAGAAUGUCGAUGGCGUUUUAGUUCCUGGAGGAUUUGGAGACCGAGGAAUACAAGGGAAGCUCUUGGCUGCGAAGUAUGCUCGUGAAAACAACGUCCCUUACUUGGGAAUCUGCCUGGGCAUGCAAAUCGCCGUGAUCGAAUUUGCGCGCUCAGUGCUUGGAUUGGACGGAGCACACAGCACUGAGUUUGAUCCGGCUACACCACAUCCUUGUGUCGUGUACAUGCCUGAGAUAUCAAAAACACGUAAAGGUGGGACAAUGAGGUUGGGUGCGAGGAGAACGCUCUUCCAGACGACAAACUGCAUCACUGCCAAACUUUAUGGGAAUGCAAUGUUUGUGGAUGAACGCCAUCGCCACCGGUACGAGGUAAAUCCGGAGAUGGUGAGCUCGCUCGAGAAUGCGGGGCUUUGUUUCGUGGGAAGAGAUGAAACUGGAAGCCGCAUGGAGAUCGUGGAACUGGCAUCGCACAAAUUCUAUGUUGGCGUCCAAUUCCAUCCCGAGUUUAAGUCUCGCCCCGGAAAGCCGUCACCGGUGUUUCUUGGUAGCUCGAAAAACUUUCCUUCCCUUUCUACAUUCCCAGUUGGUCUGAUCCACGCUUGGUUGCAGGGUUGAUUGCUUCGGCAUCGUCAAAGUAGCGACGUUUUCUCCGACGAAAGCAUCGCAAAAAACUUUGGUCAAAGAAAGUCAAACAAUCAUUGACCAA